Paramisgurnus dabryanus is the source of this 4233-nucleotide messenger RNA. RefSeq names its product DENN domain containing 2B (gene dennd2b). Gene Ontology annotation, biological process: positive regulation of ERK1 and ERK2 cascade. The record is from RefSeq and is a predicted model, not a curated record. Lineage: Eukaryota; Metazoa; Chordata; Actinopteri; Cypriniformes; Cobitidae.
AUUCAGCAGAUGUUUUACUGGAAUAAUAACAAUGCGUUGAUUGAAUGAAUAUAACUUCAAGUGAAAUUGAAAAUGAGCACUUUAAACCGGAAAGCUCAAUUGGAUUUUUUCCAACAGAAAGUAACUUAUGUGCCGCAAUAACGUGAAAGUUUUAAACACGCCGUGGUGGAUAUCACAUUUCUCAAAUAACGAUACUCAUCAUUUCCUGCAUUCCCUCCUCCUCCCAUCCAAAACUACUGAAACAGACUGAUCGCAGUCAGAGCGCACUCCACUUAACACUCACUAACACAAACUCACUGAAUGGAUAUGUGAAGGUUACCUUGGCAACAGACACGUCAAUCAUUCAGAUAAGGCGAGGGAGCUGUUAGAAGGAGAUGACUGCCAACAAGAGCUCCAAAGCUACACAGAGAACAGGAGGGUCUAAAGGCCCUCAGGAAAACGUUGACAGGUGUCAAUCUGUGUCUCCACCUCCGAUUCUUUCUACUGCAGAAGAGCCAAGAUCCUCUCACCUCAGUGGCAGUGAGGACGCAAGUCAAAGGUUGGCAAAAGCUGACUCUAAACUCUGGAGCCAAAGGAACUGGAGCUGUAAGACUGCCAGUCUGAGAAGUGGUUCCUCACUCUCCACUGACUUUGAAUGUCAAAGCAGACUCACCAAAUCUAGAAGCAUUGGUUGUCUGGACAAGAGGCUCAUAAUCCAUAAACCAUCAAGGGCUGAUAACCAGGAGCAGAAGGAGAACCAGCCACAGCACGACCCCCCUGUGGGGGAUGGACUGAAUACUGGACCAAUUAGCUGGAGUACCCUCUCCAUAGGACCCGCCACCAACCUUGGGCACAAGCGCACAUUUUCACUCAGCCGUACUGGGACCUCCACAUCAUCUGUUGCCAUACGCAAAAAGAUCUUGGAAUGGGAGGGUCGGAAAGCGGCUCUGCCUAGAAUGAGCCUAUGCUUGGAGAAGAGGCCUGGAGGCGGGAGUGAGGGUUGCCCAAGCCUGCUGUCUUCACCCUGCAGCGAGAAGACCUUUGACUUCAAAGGUGUGAGAAGAAUGAGCACAGCAUUUUCAGAGUGUUCCUACCCGGAAACUGAGGAGGAUGAGCAUGUAUCCGAUAGAGAAGCUCCUGUAAGAUUCCAAAAGAGGCCUUCAAAGGCCGAGUCCUCUGGGAUUUUUCUGCGCUCGCUUUCUGCACGCAAGGAGACCUCAGCUGUGCUCAGUAGGAUACAAAAGAUUGAACAAGUCUUAAAGGAAAGUCCCUCUCCAUCACCACCAAAGUAUCUUAGCAAUUGUUACGGUCUUGACAAGUCCAGACAGAAGUCUUUCACUAUUGGUGGGACUGAAGACUUAGACAGCACUUGUGGCAGCAAGCGGAGCAGCAUCUGCUCCGUGGCCACUGAGCCUGAAACCUCUCCAGGCUCUGACAGACUUUCUAAGUUCAGGCAGAGGUUCAGCAUCAGCUCUACGAGGUCUGAGAGCCCAGAGCUACCCUCUGCACAGGACUCUUCUGGACCCACAGUGAACCCUUUGCCCAAACCCAAACGAACAUUCGAGUAUGACGCCAACCGAAACCACAAGGGCUCGUUGCCCAGCAAUGGACUACCUCCCACCAUUGAAUCUCCACCUCCACUUCCUUCAACCCCAGCACCUGCGAUCAUGAGAAAUUCCAAGACGGAUGAAAUCUUGCCUAAGAGGACUCAAGAUAGGGAAUCUUGUGAGUCAGAGGAUGCUCUCAGCCUGCCGUCCUCUUACCCAUCAUCACCAACAGAGAACGGCACAGCAUCCACAGAGAACCACAGUCGGCCCAGCUCAAAGAGCACACUCGAGGAGAACGCCUAUGAGGACAUAGUGGGUAAGAAUGAGAAAGAGAAUCCAUACGAGGAUGUAGAUCCAGUGAGGAGAUGUCUGGCUCGAAAUUCUCGCCUGUUACCCGAGAGGUCUAGGGACUCGCUCAACAGGAUGUGGACCUCCCAGGACAGGAAGUCUAUUACGCCUCCCCAGCUGCCUUCUAAACCGAGCAGUCAGUCUCUGCGGUUGGCAGGUCCUGCGGACAGGAAGAAUCAACGUCCAUCCCGCCUGUGUAAGAGGCACAGCCAUGAUGACAUGCUGCUGCUGCCCCAGCUGGGCAUGCCUUCUUCCCCCUGUGGCCUAUUAGAUGACAGCCUAAGAACUACCACUGAUACCUUGGCCUCCCACAGGCAAAAGCGAGUCCCCAAGGUGGUGCAAAGAAUAAACUCUAUCUACUGUACAAAAAGAGGCAAGAAGAGGCUAAAGAAGCUUUCACUUUCAAAUAUAGAAACCGCAUCUCUAAGAGAUGACAACAGUGAGAGUGAAAGCGACUCUGAUGACAGGUUCAAAGCCCACACACAAAGGCUACUGAAGCUGCAGUCAAUGCUGUGCCGUGCACCCAGUUACAGGACGCUAGAGCUGCAGUUGAUCGAGUGGCAGGAAAGGGAGCUCUUUGAGUACUUUGUUGUGGUCUCCUUGAAGAAGAAGCCCACCAAAAACUCUUAUACUCCAGAAGUCACCUACCAGUUUCCAAAGUUAGAGAGACUUACUAAGCAGAUGAGGGAGGCUGAGCAGAGACUCAAAGCUAUCCCACAGUUCUGCUUUCCAGAUGCCAAAGACUGGAGCCCGGUUUCUGAAUUUAACAGCGAGACCUUCUCUUUCAUGCUCACCGGAGAAGAUGGCAGCAGACGCUUUGGGUAUUGCAGGCGACUCCUGCCAAGUGGGAAAGGGCCUCGCCUUCCUGAAGUGUAUUGUGUCAUCAGCCGGCUGGGCUGUUUCAACCUGUUUUCCAAGAUCCUGGAUGAAGUGGAAAGGAGGAGAGGGGUGUCAGCUGCUUUGGUCUACCCUUUUAUGAGGAGUGUGAUGGAAUCUCCUUUCCCAGCACCAGGCAAGACCAUAAAAGUUAAAACCUUCCUGCCUGGAGCAGGAAAUGAGGUGAUCGAGUUAAGAAGACCCACAGACUCCAGACUAGAGCAUGUGGACUUUGAAAGCCUGUUCUCCUGUCUAAGCGUACGACAGGUGGUACGUGUUUUUGCCUCGCUCUUGCUGGAACGCAGGGUCAUCUUCGUGGCCGACAAGCUCAGUACUCUUUCUAGCUGUGUUCACGCAGUGGUGGCUUUGCUCUACCCGUUCUCCUGGCAGCACACCUUCAUCCCUGUGCUACCCACUUCCAUGGUGGACAUCGUCUGCUGUCCUACUCCGUUCCUAGUGGGUAUUCUGUCCAGCUCACUCCCCAAACUCAAGGAACUGCCUGUGGAGGAGGCUUUGAUGGUGGAUUUAGGAGCGGAUCGCUUCAUCAGACAGAUGGAUGACGAAGCCUCUUUGUUGCCACGCAAACUUCAGGCUGCGCUGGAACAAGCACUCGAACAGAGGAGUGACAUCAUCAAUCAAGACUCAGACAGCGAAUCAGAUGAAGAGUGCACCACUAAUCUGAACAGUGUGGUAUCAGAGGCCUUCAUUCGUUUCUUCCUGGAGACCAUUGGACACUAUUCCUUGUUUCUCACCCAGGGCGACAGAGGCGAACGCAUCUUUCAACGCGCAGCCUUCCGCAAGUCUGUGGCUUCUAAGAGCAUCCGACGAUUUCUGGGCGUUUUCAUGGAAUCCCAGAUGUUUGCUGGAUUUAUCCAGGAUAAAGAGAUGAGGAAAUGCAGGGCCAAAGGUCUGUUUGAGCAGAGAGUUGAACAAUAUCUGGAAGAGCUGCCAGACACAGAGCAGAGUGGAGUCAACAAAUUCCUGAAGGGUUUAGGGAAUAAACUAAAAAAUGUUUUAUCGUGAAACCAAAUACUGUGGACAUUUUCUACAAUUCCUUCAUCUGAAGACCUAACAUGGCUAAGUCAUGUUAGUUGACACGCCAUAACACGUGUGUUGUAUGUUCAUAUUUUUUGUACAUAUUUAUUAAAAUUGUGCUUUUAAUUUCACGUGUAGCUCUGUUGUUAGCUUUCCUGGUACCCUGUAAGUGACACUAGAGAAAUAACAGGAUGGUACUUGACAGUAUAAAUGGUUUUGUUGCAAUAUAACUUCCACCGUAGAGAUAACUGUAUUGAGCUGGCUGAGAUAGUAUGAAUGGAAACUUGAAUGGAGAGGUGCAUGUACAGUGGCUGUGUAGUAUUUAACGCUAGAAUUUCUCCAUGAAUUGUAUUUUGUACAUUUAUUAACACAUGAAGAGUAUAAUUACCUUAUUUGCAGUGUUUUAUAAAAAAUAAAAUAAACAAUAAAGCAUUUCUGUUAAAUCAAA